CCAAGCCCAGGCUGUGUAUGAUUUCCGAUGCCAGAGUCACACCAGUUAACCGACAUCCGACGGCAAUGAUGCUGCCUGUGAGAAAGACCGUCGACGCUAUUGUCACCGGGCUCUCGAUAGCCGUUGCUGUCUCUUACCUCAUUUGCAAGCACAAUGAAAAGAAGUCACCCAGAAGAAAGAAGUCCAAAAAUGGCUUAGUCGCCGCAAUUGGCAACACCCCUUUGAUUAGAAUCAACAGCCUUUCAGACGCUACAGGAUGCGAGAUUCUUGGGAAAGCAGAGUUCUUGAAUCCAGGAGGGAGUGUUAAAGACAGAAUAGCGGUGAAAAUUAUUGAGGAGGCUUUAGAAUCUGGAGCCCUAAGUGAAGGGGGUGUAGUUACAGAGGGCAGUGCUGGAAGUACAGCCAUUAGCCUUGCGACGGUAGCUCCUGCGUAUGGGUGCACAUGCCACGUGGUUAUCCCUGAUGAUGCUGCUAUUGAGAAGUUUUGGGGAUCUAAACAAAUUUGAUGCUAGCCUGUUUUUUAGUCUCAAAUCCUUGAAGCACUUGGGGCUACAGUUGAAAGGGUUCGGCCAGUUUCAAUAACUCACAAAGACCAUUUUGUUAAUAUUGCAAGAAGAAGAGCAUCAGAAGCUAAUGAAAUAUCAUCUAUAAGAAGCGAAGCAGAUAGAAAUGGCGCUAAACAAGUCAAUGGCCAUAAAACCACAGAGGAAAAACAGAGCUCAAUAUUCUCACUCGAGUGCAAGGGCGGAUAUUUUGCCGAUCAGUUUGAAAACCUUGCGAAUUUCAGGGCCCACUAUGAGGGCACCGGUCCUGAGAUAUGGGAACAAACAGGUGGGAAUCUGGAUGCUUUUAUUGCAGCAUCAGGCACUGGUGGAACAGUUGCUGGCGUUUCCUGUUUUUUGAAGGGAAAAAAUGCAAACAUCAAGUGUUUUCUUGUUGACCCCCCUGGUUCUGGCUUAUAUAACAAAGUAACGAGAGGAGUGAUGUACACAAGGGAGGAAGCUGAAGGGCGGAGGCUGAAGAACCCAUUUGAUACUAUUACUGAAGGGAUUGGAAUUAACCGGAUUACAGAAAAUUUUAAGUUGGCAAAACUGGAUGGGGCAUUCCGAGGUACAGACAAGGAAGCAGUUGAAAUGUCUAGGUACGUGUUGAAGAAUGAUGGUCUGUUUGUUGGAAGCUCUUCAGCGAUGAACUGUGUUGGAGCUGUUAGAGUUGCGCAGGCAUUAGGGCCUGGCCACACCAUCGUGACAAUCUUGUGUGACAGCGGCAUGAGGCAUCUGAGUAAGUUUUUCAAUCCUGAGUAUCUGUCUCAGCAUAGCUUGGCUCCUUCGGCAGCUGGGUUGGAGUUUCUUGGUUUUACUUGAACUUUGUGUAUCACAAAUUAUCCAGCUCUUUGCAUGAAUUAAUCACUUUGAACUUCUAUGUAUUGCUCUCAAGAGGUGAAAACAUUUAAAGAUAUAGCUGAUAAGGCAGACUCCCUCUUAGUAUAUGUGCUGUAUAGCAUACAGUGUGGGUGCAGCCGCACAAUUUUUUUCACAAAUACAGGUUACGUACUUAUGCUGGUACGCUGUUCCAAUGAAGUAUUCCC
Molecule: messenger RNA, 1588 nt
Organism: Cuscuta epithymum
Lineage: Eukaryota; Viridiplantae; Streptophyta; Magnoliopsida; Solanales; Convolvulaceae
Source: the annotation of a GenBank genome assembly